AUGGGAAAUGUACAUCUGUCUGAGAAUGAAUUUCAUCUGGCAUUAGACUAUUUUAUGCGAGGAUACAACUUACGUCGAGAACGCUUACCUCCUGACCAUCUUCAUAUCGCUCAAUCAAUCCAUAAUAUUGGUGUAUUACAUAAGAAAACAGGGGACUAUGAUCGAGCUCUAGAUUAUUUUAAACAAUCACUUGAGAUCAAAGAGAAGCAUAUCGACGAUGAUCUAAGUAAAGCUACGACACUUGAAAAUAUUGGUGGAGCUUAUCGACAGAAGAAAGGUUACGAUCUAGCAUCAAAAUAUUUAACAGAAGUUCAUGAAAUGUACAAACCUCUACUACCACAACAACAUCCGACAAUUGCAAGAUGUUUUGGUGAAAUUGGUGCAUUAUACGAAGAUCAAUUGGACUACAAUCAUACACUUGAUUAUUAUCGUCGACAAUACGAAAUGGACGAAAAAACACUGCCAAGUGAACAUCAACAUCUCACGAGAGAUAUGCAUAAUAUUGUUAGAAUAUAUAAGAAAAAAGAUGAGCACGAUACAGCUUCACAGUUUUGUAAACAAAAACUCGCUGAACAACGAAAUAAUUUGCCACAAAGUCAUCCGAGAAUCGAUCACACACUUCGAAGUCUAGUUGAUAUGUUCAGUGAGAAAGAUUCUAAUUUUACUCUAAAGUAA
Molecule: messenger RNA, 675 nt
Organism: Didymodactylos carnosus
Lineage: Eukaryota; Metazoa; Rotifera; Eurotatoria; Philodinida; Philodinidae
Source: the annotation of a GenBank genome assembly